AUGGCUACUCAACAGGCAAUCAUCGUCCAAGGCCCAAAGAAGGCCGCUCUGGUCAACAAUGCGCCCAUUCCCAAACUGCGCGACGACUACAUCCUCGUCAAGACUGUCGCUGUCGCGCUGAAUCCGACUGACUGGAAACACAUCGACUUUAUCCCUUGCACUGGUUCCCUCGUGGGCUGUGACUACUCGGGCAUCGUCGAGGCAGUGGGAAAAGAUGUCAAGAAGUCCUUCCGCAAAGGGGAUCGAGUUGCAGGUCUCGUGCAUGGAUGCAACGCAAGCCAGCACCAGGAUGGGAGCUGUGCAGAGUAUAUCGUCGCCAAGGGGGAUCUGCAGAUCCAUAUCCCCGACGCGAUGAGCUUUGAAGAUGCAGCCACGCUGGGGGUGGGCAUCAGCACUGUGGGACAGAGUCUGUAUCAGACAUUUCAGCUUCCUUUUCCAUUGGAGACGGAGGAUGAUCCGCCAUCAAUCCUUAUCUAUGGAGGAUCAACGGCAACCGGAAGUAUCGCCGUGCAGAUGGCCAAGAUGUCGGGCAUGCAUGUCAUCGCAACAUGCUCGGAGAAGAAUUCCGAUAUGGUCCGUGAACUGGGCGCUGAUGCCGUCUUUGACUAUAACGAUCUCGAAGCGGCAGUCAAGAUCAGGGAGCAUACAGAUGAUGCGCUCGAACUGGCCUUUGACACGGUGUCGAUCGAUUCGAGCUCGCGAUUCUGCGGCGAGGCUCUGUCCAGCCAGGGAGGGUGUUACCAUUCCUUGCUGUACACGACCAGAUGCCCUCGAUCCGAUGUCGAUUCCAGUGUCACCAUGGCGUACACCCUCCCAGGCGAGGCAUACCAAAAGGGCAACACGAAGACGCCAGCCAAGAAGGAGGACUUUGACUUUGGAGUGGAAUGGUGGCAGAGAGUGGAAGGAUUGCUGCAGGAGGGAAGGAUAAUCCCGCAUCCAGUAGCGAAGAAGCCGGGUGGAUUGAAGGGAGUGUUGGACGGACUGCAGAUGAUGCGGCAGGGCAAAGUGAGGGCGCAGAAGUUGGUUACACCGUCAUUCAUUCCUCGUGCUUGUUGCCUUAUCUAUUCAUACCUCAUCUGCUAUGAUAUCAAGAUCCUGUCGACAUUAAUGGAACUGGGCGAUCCCAGCUGGGAAUUCGUCUUUGUCGAUGGCGAACUCGACACUCAUGCUGCACCGGGCAUUGGAUUCUUUGCUCCCCCUCCGUAUCACAGCUACUUGACUUCGUUCAACCCAGACAGCGUCGACAAAGUACACCAAUUCAUCGAAGAAACCAUCGAAGAACAUGGCCACUUUGACGGGGCCAUCGGAUUCAGCCAAGGUGCAUCUUUGAUUCUGUCUUUUCUACUUGAGAAUGCAGCCGCUGGAUCUCCUCUGCCCUUUCAAUUCGCAGUGCUCUUUUCAUCCACGCCUCCUUUUUCAGGGGACGUCAAAUACGCCGAUCACAUCAUCUCUCAAAUGGGCGAGAAGGACCAGGACCAGAUCAGAAACAUCCCCGAUUCAGACCUCUCAAGCCUCUCGCCCCUCGCUCGAGAUGCAUUCACAGCAGCAUCCAAGGUCGUCACCGCCACUGCCUCGAUCACUGAAAUCCCCUACUCGGACUUUUUCGACAAGGACGAUCUGCUCGAUCUCCCCUAUGUCAUCCACCCAGACACCACUGCAGCUCGCCUGCCUAUCCCCGUCGUGCAUAUUUCCGGGAAACAGGAGCCAGCUCUGCUCCGAGAGGUGGCUUCAAUCACACAUCAGUUCUUUGAUAAAAACCUCAGCAAGACCGUCAUCCACACGGGUGGUCACGACAUUCCUCGCUCACCGGGUGAUGUCCAGCGGGUCUUGUCGGCGAUGGAGUGGGCGAUUGAGACGAGCAAAUUGGCUCUAAUGUGA
This is a messenger RNA of Aspergillus wentii DTO 134E9, 1878 nucleotides long. RefSeq lists its product as uncharacterized. Gene Ontology annotation, molecular function: oxidoreductase activity, acting on NAD(P)H. Bases 1 to 1878 code for a protein of 625 amino acids. The transcript is spliced from 5 exons. Lineage: Eukaryota; Fungi; Ascomycota; Eurotiomycetes; Eurotiales; Aspergillaceae. The record is from RefSeq and is a predicted model, not a curated record.